Molecule: messenger RNA, 818 nt
Organism: Carassius auratus (goldfish)
Lineage: Eukaryota; Metazoa; Chordata; Actinopteri; Cypriniformes; Cyprinidae
Product: gremlin-1-like
Exons: 1
Coding region: 1-534 (177 amino acids)
Source: RefSeq, a predicted model, not a curated record
AUGACUAAAGACGGAUUAGCUGUCACUAUCGUGGUCUUGUGGCUGCUCUGCAAUCCGGCGAGGAUCAGGGGAACCGGGGGAUUUCAAGGCGCCAUUCCUCACCCAAAUAAAUACAGCCCAAACCAUUCGGAACAGUUACCGCAGACACCGCAGGCCAGCUCCAGGGGAACGGGACCGCCUUCAGUCGGGGACGAGGUGCUGGACUCCAGCCAGGAGGCUUUACACGUCACGGAGCGCCGUUACCUAAGACUUGACUGGUGUAAAACGCAGCCGCUGAAACUGAUGAUCUACGAGGACGGGUGCCAGCCGCUCACCAUCAUCAACCGCUUUUGUUACGGACAGUGCAACUCUUUCUACAUACCACGGCACGUUUAUCAAGAUGACAGUGCGUUUCAGUCGUGCUCCGUGUGUAAGCCAAAGAGCUUUACUACCGUGACUUACACCCUCAUCUGUCCCGGACAGACUCCCAGUACCAAGAAGAAGCGCGUGCGCCGCGUGAAGCAGUGCCGCUGUACUUCUGUUGACUUGGAUUAAACUGGCUGACGUCAUUGUUUUAGGCUACUUCUGUAUGUUUGUUUCCUCCAUUAGUUCUUCAGUCAUCAAAAUGUGGCCUUUAUAUUGUGAAGAAAUACAAUUGAUUCAAUUAAUUGUACAAAAGUUGGAUAAGUUAUAAUACUAUAAAAUAGUGACAUAAAAAAUAUUCUUAUAUUAUUAUAUUCUCCACUGUGUGGAGCAAAAUUUGCGCAUUGAUGCAAACAAGCUUGUAUUGUGGCUUGAUUUGUAAUAUAAAUAUACAUACAUAUUAGGCUAUGGGUGCA